This is a messenger RNA of Dromaius novaehollandiae (emu), 601 nucleotides long. RefSeq names its product galectin 2 (gene LGALS2). The record is from RefSeq and is a predicted model, not a curated record. The transcript has 4 exons. The coding region runs from base 151 to 546 and encodes 131 amino acids. Lineage: Eukaryota; Metazoa; Chordata; Aves; Casuariiformes; Dromaiidae. Gene Ontology annotation, molecular function: galactoside binding; carbohydrate binding.
AAUAGCAGUCAGUGGUGCCUUGCAGAGGCAGGAGUGCUGUUAAUGUGUAAGCCACAAGGAAGUUCAGGGAUGUAAGAUCUUCUGUACAGAGAGUUUCUGAGCUAAAUUGCCUGUGGCUUCCUACCUGGUUACUCUGCUCUGCUGAGGAAGAUGUCUGAAGUGUUUGAAAUCUUCAACCUGCAUCUGAAGCCUGGGGACAGCCUGAAGAUCAAGGGCAAGAUAUCUGAGGGUGCUGAUGGCUUCGUCAUCAACCUUGGCUACAGCUCCUCAGAUCUGGCAUUGCACUUCAAUCCCCGCUUCAAUGAGUCUGUCAUCGUCUGCAACUCCAGGUGCUCCAAAGCUUGGCAGCGGGAGCAUCGUGACAACCACCUCCCUUUCUCCAAGGGCUCCACUAUCAAGCUCACCAUUGAAUUCCUGGCAGACAAAUUCCAGGUGAAACUACCAGAUGGGCAUGAAGUGGAGUUCCCUAAUCGACACUCCUAUGACAAGAUCACCUACAUGAGUGUCAAGGGAGGAUUCAGGGUCACCUCCUUCAAACUGGACUGAUGGGCACCGCUUCCUAGCUCUAAUAAAGAUCCAAGCAGUGGAACUGUUCUCUCCA